Messenger RNA from Tilletiopsis washingtonensis, 1470 nucleotides. RefSeq lists its product as hypothetical. Gene Ontology annotation, cellular component: Set1C/COMPASS complex. The annotation marks the transcript as partial. The record is from RefSeq and is a predicted model, not a curated record. Gene Ontology annotation, molecular function: protein binding; transcription cis-regulatory region binding. The transcript has a single exon. NCBI's taxonomy places the organism in Eukaryota, Fungi, Basidiomycota, Exobasidiomycetes, Entylomatales.
AGCCCGGCAGGCCGAGCCUCUGCUUUAGCCUCAUCCUCGCGACACAAGCUGCCGCCCGGCUAUCGCGGUCCGCCGCCGCGGCCCGGCGACGCCGAGGACAUCGCACCACAGCCGCAGCUCGCGCCGACGCCCGGCUCGCAGCUCAUGUUCCAGGCGCACAACACGCCCGUCAACCGCAACGGCUGGCGCUACUCGCCGUGCGGGCCGGCCAGCGAGUCGCUGCCGCAGACGGUGUACCGCUCGCUCGAGUGCGAGCCGCGCGGCGUCCACUGGUCCUGGACCGACCGCAGCGCCUUCACCAAGCUGAGCGCCGACGCUGCGACGCUGUGUACGGACAAGGGCUUUCGCGGCGCUCGCGCAAACAUCCCAGUCCGCCACGGCGCCUGGUACGUCGAGGUGCACAUCCUCGAACCCGAGCCUCUGGUGCCCGGCGUCGGCGCUCCAGGCCCGGUGCCGAGCCCGAUGAGCGCUGGGCCGCACGUGCGGCUGGGCUGGGCGCGCCGCGAGGCGCCGCUGAAUGCGCCGGCAGGCUUCGACGGCUACAGCUACGGCCUGCGUGGCGCGACGGGCGAGCGCGUGUGGUUGUCGCGCCCGUCAAAGUACGGACGUGCGUUCGGGCCGGGCGAUGCGGUCGGCAUGUACAUCCGGCUGCCGCCUCCGGGCGAUGAGGCGAGGCCUGGCGUGGAGACGGCGAUCCGCCGCAAACGGCUGCCGAUUCGCUACCGCGGCCAGCUCUACUUUGAGUCGCUCGAGUAUGCGCCUACGAAGGAGAUGGAAAGCCUCUGGGAUCGGAGCAAGAAGGGCCUGUUCCGAUGGCCAGCUUCUGCGCCCUCUAGCGACGACGUUCAAGCAGCUGGCCCGCUCAGCAGCGACGGGGCUGGACCUUCAGACAGCAGCGCCAAGCGCAAGAAGAAGGGCCCGGCAGCAGAAAAGGACGACGCGGCCGCAGAGGCGGACAAGGGGCGCCCGCUGCCGACGCUCGGUGCCGCUGCGCGCAUCGGCUUCUGCAUCAACGGCGAGCCGCAAGGCAUGGCGUUUGACGACCUCUUCGACUUUCGCCCGCUCAAGAGACUCAGCUCCGCCGCGCCCAGCAAGGGCAAAAAGGCUGCCGCUGCGACCGCGGCGACGAGCCUCACGCUCGUCGACGAAGAUGCCUCCAUCAUCACCAGCAACUCGAGCGUGGCCAGCAUCAUGAAGAGCCGCGAGAACCACGUCGACGACGGCGCGCUCGGCUACUUUCCCUUCGCCACGAGCUUCGGCGGUGCACGUGUACGCAUCGUUGCUGACCCGGCCGAGUGGCGCUUCCCGCCGCCCGAUGAUCUCGAGGCGCAGCUGGAGGCCCGCAUGCCGGCGCCGUCUGGAGAAGCACUGGCAGCGCAGGCUCCUCGCUGGCGCCCGUACUGUGAGCGCUACGACGAGUAUCUCGCCGAGCAGUGGGAGCUGGAUCUGGCGGACGAGGGCCGGGCGGCG